Molecule: messenger RNA, 7562 nt
Organism: Bombus huntii
Lineage: Eukaryota; Metazoa; Arthropoda; Insecta; Hymenoptera; Apidae
Product: protein expanded-like
Exons: 14
Coding region: 2262-6239 (1325 amino acids)
Biological process (GO): positive regulation of hippo signaling
Cellular component (GO): cytoplasmic side of apical plasma membrane; cytoskeleton
Source: RefSeq, a predicted model, not a curated record
GCUUUUAAUCAUAAAAUACAUCUUGCAUUCGCUAUUCAUUAAUACUAAUACCAAAAGGGGUAUUGGUGGUUAGGUGUGUAUAUCCUUUCCAGACUUCAAUCGUCGUUUUUGUAACAAUUUAAUAUUUUUUACAAGAAUCUAAGCUUUUAUUAGCCCUACUAUUUUCCUCGGUGCUUCUUCUUUAUAUCCUUCCAGACGUCUUCUCCUCAAACCUUAGAAUACCUUAUUCACGUAAAGCGUGGAAUACACAAAAUUUAGAAAAAUUAAUAUACAUAUAUCUAAAACCAAAUAUUUAUGGACCAUUUAUAUUUUAAUAAUAUCUAUUACAAUAAAAUAAUCAUGUCGGGUCAUACGAACGAGAACAGCAGGGUUAAUUUAAACAAGUAGUAGAAGGCGAAUCUACGUAUCAGAUAACGAUACUUUGUGAAAGGUUUUCACGUAUGUACAUACGUAUAUUUCAUAAAAUAUGCUAGUUUGAAGCUUAAAGCGGUCGUAUAACGAUUGCGCGCAGGCGAGCGUGUCCGCGUUAAAGCCCCAACCGGCAACGAAAUUCCACGCCAUUUAUCUGAUCUGAAAUCAUAGGCAAUCAGGAGUAAAAUAGCGGAGGGCCCGCUUAACCUUCCGUUUCUCUUGUCAUCGUGACUCUGUCGGUGCGCGAGAACGCGACGCGACGUGGCCGGCAAAGUGGUGAAAGCCACGACGGUGAUAACCUACUCCAGUGCGGCUGCCCAGUUGCAGGUUGCAGCUGCCUGCUCGCAAAACGCGGAAUCCCAGUUACGCGUUCUCGUACGGAGGAAGAACGCUGCCUGAGACUGUGUAGAAUGCUCUUGUGCAGAUAGCAGCGUGUGCGCGUGGUGGUUUACUUCCGCUCGAGGCACGCGGUUCAUCCGACCACAAACAUACAUACAUUACGUACACGAACAUACAACGUGGUCAGUAAGAGAGGAAGAAGGAUAAAGGAAGAAGAAGAAGAAGAAGAAGAAGAGUACGAGACGAAGAAAGAGAUAGAAGGAUUGGAAGAACAGAAGGAAGAGGUGGAAUGACGAACGAAAAGGACGAAUAAUAUAGAGCAAGAGAUAAAGAAGAAAUUAACGAUUGAACGCGAGGGAGAGUAUGUAGAAAAUUAGAUAGAGAAGCUGGAAUGAAACGAACGAGGAGAUAAAGGAAUGGAAUGGUAAAGGACGAUUAUGACCAAGAGAAAGUAGCAGAUGAAAGAGAAAAGAGGAGAGAAAGAGAAGAACGAUGCAGACACAACUCCGCGCAACUACCCCACCUUUGGUUGCUUCACUGACUGUUUCCUUCUCUUUUUCUGUGUUACGUCUCCCUCGUUCGUCUUUCUUCGUUUUCGUUUUCCUCUCUAUCUCGCGCGUAGUCCGUUCUUCUUCUUUCUUCGACUCAGAAAAAGCCCGCUCUCGGCAUCUCUGUCCCUCUCCUGUUCUGUUCGGCCAAUUCCUCGUAUUAUACCAGGUUGCGGCGUGGAAUGCGGGCGUCCUUCGUUCGCUUCGAGCAGCGUCCAACCGAUGAGCCCCGCUAGCGUUAUCCUUCGCCGGUCCUUCGCAUGCGCUCCUUAGGGCUUGGUAAAAUUAACCUGGAAUACUCGGCCGAGACGCCCGCCUCGCUCUCUUCUCUCUCUUUCUUCCUCCGUGCCUCAGAUUCGUUAAACUCACUCACGCGGCUCUCACCAAUACGACCGACAUGCCAUUCCGCACGUGUGUACUUCCCCGUAUAUGCAAGCUGCGUAUGCGCGCAUACAGGCGCAUGCGCAGCAGCCGCGUAACAGAAUCACGGCGCGGCGCGGCGCGGUGUACGGAAACGGCGAUCGGCGUACUUACUUGGCGCUGGGUUUCUCGGGGUUAUUGACGAUGAAAUUAAGGCGAUUUGUCGAAGUAGAGCGGUUUUAUUGGGAGUUCGUGCUCCUUUCGGAUUGCGGAUAGUAGAGAAACGGGCGCGAGUGCACCGCGCAUGUGCAUUGUGCAUACACAUGGUGGAGUUCGUCUUGAUGCACACCGGCGCGGUGUGUCGAUACACCACGGCAAUUUAUUUUUCUACACACACGUGUGGUGUCUGCAGAGGCUGCUUUAUAUACCCAGGGUGCACCUGUGUGAAGCCGGAGGCGGAGGAUUCGGAGAACGGGAGAAUCUAGGUAAUGAGUAAGGCUAUGGUUUCAGUGGAUGCGUGCUUCGACGAAUGAAACACGUGAAGAAAGAAAUGCAUGCAACUGAGGACGCUGGGCGUAGCGGCGACGAAAUGAAGCAUGCAGCAUGCGUGGUAGCGGUGUCACGGCUGCGCGGUCCUGCCUUCAACCCCUGGUGUCCGCCAGCCGCUACCUCGCCGUUCAAGUCCUUCCUGGUGAUCCUCUUUACUUCGUCGUUGAGGCGAAGUCGAGAGUAAAGGAGGUGUAUGCGCAGACAUGCAUGCUUCUCGGCCAGCAGGGCAUGCGAGACUGCGAACUGUUCGGCCUGGCAAUACUAUCCGACGGCGAGUACCUUUUCGUCGAUCCCGAGAAUAAAUUAAGCAAAUACGCACCGAAAAACUGGCGUAGCUCUCAUACAUACGGCUUAGACAGCAGCGGGAGACCAGCUUUCGUCCUCUACUUUCGCGUUCGCUACUACGUCGACACACCAUUGCUCCUAAGCGAUGAAACGACGCGCCACCACUAUUACCUGCAACUGCGCGACAAUGUUGUCAGGCAUGGCGGUGGGGUGGAGAACCUCCAUCCUCACCAUCCCUUACACGAACCAUCUAUCGUUACGCCCUUGCUCACACUCGCGGGUCUUGCCCUACAAGCCGAUCUUGGCGAUUACUCCGAAGAACGACACAGGCCACACGCAGGAUCUGUGGGAUACUGCAAGCCCACGGACUACCUUCCGCCACACAUGUGCCUCGAGUCGAAUGUGCUCGCUGUGCUUGCGGCACAGCACAGGGACAACCGAGGUUUAUCGAGGGAGGAGGCAGAACUGCAAUACAUCCGGGAGGCGGUGCUGCUGGAGGCGCCGCUCAACGCUCACCUCUAUCGGUUACGAAGAAGCAAGAACGAGGCAGGUCCGGGACGCAUACUCCUUGCGAUUUGCGCUCGCGGGGUGCGAGUCUACGCUGAGGAGGAAACACCGCGUGUCUUCGCCUGGAACAACAUCGGCAAACUUUGCUUCGACCGCAAGAAGUUUGAGAUACGCGCAGUCGAUCAGCCGGACAAGCUCACCCUUUACAGUGGAUGCGAUGAUAAAAGCAAAUUGCUUCUGGGACUCUGUCGAGAUACCCAUCAGUUCUCCAUGGCCAUAGCACCUAGAGUAAACGAAGCGAAGAGGCGAGAAGAGGAAGAGAGGAAAGUACUUCGCGACUGUUACAUGUAUCCUGCCCGGUGCAAGCUGAGUUUAACAGCACGUGGGGCGCGCGGUGACCAACGAAUUUCUGUUAUCUCGAGCACGUCGUCCAACACGACUUCUGGAAUUGUCAGCGACCGGGUACACAGCGAGGAUGAACCAGACACGGCGCCCGCCUCGACCGAAUGUUUGCCACGUCUUACUGAAAAUACUUCAUACUCUGGUAUUCAGUGCGGUGUUGUCAACGGCUCGAAUGCAAACGUCGAGGAUCGUUCCAUGCCGUCCUCUCCAGUCUCCACUGUGGAUGAAGUUGAUGGUACAGACAGCACUCCUACAACGGCUGCAUUGCGAUUGACAUCGAACGCGGCCACGGCGGCUGAAGGGUCACAAUGUAGCAGCAGCUGCAGCACGGUCGUGGUUGUGAAUGCACCUGCUGGUGGACCGCCGCGAAUGCGGCGUACAUCCGCGACUUCCAGUCUGGAACUCGGUUAUUCGCAUACGGCACAGAAUUCAGCGGUUUCGUCAGAAACUGCUAGCUUUCCUGGCGCCAUUUACGACAGGUGCAAAAAAGGUGGCAAAUACGCGGGUACUGACAUUGCUAGCGAAACUAGUGGGGUAUAUACCCUCAGGAGUAGUGAGAUGCAGGAUGAAAGAAUGGGAGAUUUGUAUUCACCUACCGGUGACGCGAACGGAUCUUCUACAGCCAGCGACGUGUGUGCCUUAAGUUCUGUUCAGUCUACGACUGACGAGGCUUCUGUAACAUCUGGUUUUUAUACCAUACACAGUGGUCUUAGAUCCGAGACAAGCGACGUGUAUACAGAAGAUGUUGGUACCGAAGAUCAGGAACCUAUUUACAGCGUCUGCAAAGGUGAUGAGGACGUUAGUAACGUUGUUUCUACCAUGACGGGAGCUCUGGAUCAGCAGCUCGAAGAUUCUAGAUCACGCAGUAAUAGCAUACUGAGCGCAGGAAGCUUCAGAGGCGAUGGUAGUGACCCUUCCAGCGUUGGACCUCUUUUGUCAGCCGAUGAACUUUCGGAUUUAAUAGUUGGACGUUAUCCUCCUCGAAAGACCAUUAGCAAUUCCAUGGACUCUGAUUGCGACUACGUUACUAUGCCCCCACCACCUCCGCCACCAAGAACCGAUAGCGACAGGCAACUUCCUCCACCUCCUCCUUACCCAGUAAGCAUGGACUACGCAACCAUAAACUCACCGCGACCCAACAUAUCCGACAUCGAAAGGGAACCUCCGCCUCCACCACCAUAUAAUGCUACUCGCGGCGAGUUCGUACCUUUGCCACCACGAAGAACCGAUCCACCACCACCGCCACCUUACACUUCACCCAGGGAAAGAAUUCAGAUACCACCGCCUACGCCUCCGAGAAACGACGCGGUAACACCCAGAGAACCACCCCCUCCACCGCCUUAUCCCGAAGUUUCGGAGGUCACUCGACAGGAAGCAAUUUCCAAAUUGUAUCCAACGACGAGCGAAGAAAUCGUAUCGAGGGUGACGUCCACGAAAAUACAAACGGGUCUAGCAAACAGCAAGAUGAACGCCACUUUGACGGCUUCAAAGACCAUCAACGCCAAUCAAGUCAAUGUCAAUGACGUUGCUUCGGUUGCCCCGAAACCACCACCUAGAAUUCAACCACCCACUUAUCCCGGUGACAAAAUGAAACCUACGCCAGUUCACGCCCCCGUAGCGGCUCUUGUCGUUGGACCGAACAAUUACUUGGACGUACACGCUUCACGAGGUGGUCCGGUUUUGUUGCCUUACUUAACACCACCGCCGCCCCCGCCACCCCCUCCUCCGCCAAUGGUUCAUCCCAGACAACCUCCACCGCCACCACCCAGCUUAGCUACCGUUUACACGAGUCAAGUUGCGAGGUCGCAGAUCGAACAAUAUAAGCAGCAACUGUAUUCGGAUGUCGAUUACGUGAUGUUUCCUCUAAAAGAUCCCGCGGUGUCGAAGCAAGAGUACAUCGAUGCGAAACAGGGUUCGCUUCUGGCGGCUAUGGCUGCUUAUCCUCCUCCUCCUUAUCCUUCUUUUAACAAUAAAUCGUUAGUAAUGUAUCGUAGCACACCAUACCUUCCUGGUUCCUCGUUCUCGUCACCCACGAAAUACGCUUCGAAUCAAAACCUUAGUAGCAGCGACACAAGUUCUAACAAUUAUUUACCGCAUAGUAAUCUGAGUAGUCAUUAUGCUGCUAGUACAAGCUCGCUAUAUAGUGGAGCUACUUGUUCGUCGGCAGGCAGUCAGAGUCUUAGACGUGAACCACCAGCCCCAGCUCAUCCCCACACGCUCCACGCGUUCUCCAGAACGAGAAGCGACGAGAACAUUUUGAAGUGUUUCGAUUCACCUUCCAGUACCAAGCUGCAGUCUCUGCCGCAGUUGAAGCAUCGUCGACUUCCGCCACCUCCGCCACCACCACCUUAUGAAAUACAGAACCUCGAGAAGAAUCAACCACUUCCAUCCGCCUCUUCGUCAUCUUCUUCCCCGAAGAAGACGUCGAAAGCAACCACGAUGGAAGAGCGCGAAGAAGGAAAAGAAGACGGAAUGUUGGACAUUCGGACGCUUCGCGAGAAGAGUCGUAACUUGGACUUGCCGCUGAUAUCGGCGUUGUGUAACGAUCGGUAUUUAUUGAAGCAGACGAAAGCAUUCGUGAUGCCAAAGCAUCCUGCUGAGACGACUUCUUCAACGUCUACGAAGAACGUAGCGAGAAGUAGCAAUGGCGGAACAUCAAGCAGAAAUAAAUAUCCGGUCAGCGGUCUUUCUACGACGCAGAUCACCAAACCCCCGAGGAAAUCAUCGACGAGUACUCACAAACACCCCGCCGAGGUGAAGGGCAACGCUUACAAAGUGACGAAUUCGACAGGCAUGUCAGCUGUCAAAAAGGAUUCUACGAGGGCGUCGCAUUCGUAACAGGAAACGAAGAAGAAAACAAAGGGGUUUGCCGCUCUUGCGACAUUAUGGAAAUUACAUUAUUAUACCUCGAUGAAAGUGCAUUCCACGGAACUGUUCAAACGAUUCCACAACUAUAAUGCUUUGUCCUUGAAAUACACGGGCAGCAAGGCGAAGAAAAAGGUUGUUCUAACGCCUUAGGUACUUAUAUAGCGUUUCUACACAAACCGUGCUUCUUCAACUCAGGGUGCCAUUUUAUCAUUUACGAUUCUUCUGUUCGACGCGAAUACUCAAAGAAGGAAAGAAAGAAAUCCGAUGAUAGAUUAGACCUUCGGGAAAGUGUAAACACGGGAACGUCGAAGGUGUCCAUUAUGUAAUAUCUCUCUUCUUAUCUAAUUUCAUUCUUAUGAUCUCUCUUGAUAUUCCUGGAAAAUUGUACUUCUUUGCAAACGAAGCUUUUCUUUCGUACGUAGAAUAGUUGAAAUACACACCAGUAAUAAAAAUGUCCAUUAAGUUUCUUCGUUUUUGCUCAAUUAAGCGGUUAGCGCGAAAUGAAAGAAAAAAAAUUGAAUGCGAAUGUUUUGUAAAUCUCAAUAACGGCGAAAGAACGAGAAAAACGUUCUUGCGUAUACUUUAUCUGAUACUAGAGCAACGAUUUUCGUAGGUACUAAUUACACAGAUAUUUUUAUACUGUGAACGAAAGUAGGUAUGAGUACUGUAACUAGUUCACUUCCUUUUUGAUGUUUACGAAAGUAAUAUUUAUUACAAUCCAGAUGAUUCUGAUAAUUUUUUUUCUACUUUUUUUUUCGUGUUAAUAAUUCAAUCAGUGCUCGCUUUGUGGCACUUUCUCUAUCGAUGCGUUUUUGCGUGUACGUAACUGUAAGUGUAGUCGUAUAUUUAGGAGAGUUUAAGCAUUAAGUAAGUAUAUUCGGUGAGAAAAAAAGUUUGUUCCUUCCUCAGCGACUGAACAUUGUUAUAGAAAGAUUAAACGAAUUCUCCGAUUAUCGCAACCGAAUAUCGCGAGAAUACGUUGUUAAAUAGAAAAUGUUUAUACUGCACUACAGAACGCGUACUACAAGAUAACACAUGCGACAAUUAACGUUGUACAAGAUUUGCGUGAAAGUGAAUCUUUUGAACAUUAAUAUCUUAGAUCAUAGCGUAAUGGGUAAUAAUUUAGUUGUAUAAGUUGACUUAUGUUAAUUAAUAUUAAAUAAUAAUAUUACAACAUGACCCAUGUUUGUACAUAGUAUUUGAGUGAAAUCAUAGGACUUGUUGUAGUCGGAAACCUCAUGUAUGUACCACGCGCCACCUCAGCUACGAAUAAUAAACUUUUUUUAUAAUGAA